AUGGCCCUGCUGCUGGACAGCUCCCACGGCACGGGGGCCUACUUCUGCCUAAUGAGGACUCGCUUCAAGAGGAGACGCAAGAAACGGUCGGAACGCAAAGGGCGGGCUGGAGCUCGGGAGCUUCGAGUCCAGCAGCAGAAACUCUUCACCAUGGAUGUGGAUGAGGAGGAGAACAUGAGUUCGUGCAGCACCGACGUCAAGGAAAACCGCAACCUGGACAACGUCUCCUCCAAGGAGGCGGGGGGCACGGCAGAGCAGCUACCCAACGGCAGCGGGGCGGGGGGGCGCAAGCGUCCCCUGGAGGAAGGCAAUAACGGUCAUGCGCACUCCAAAUUCAGGCCCAAGAAGCGUAAGAAAACGCCGGGUCCGGUCCUGCCCAAGAACGCGCUCAUGCAGCUGAACGAGAUCAAGCCGGGCCUUCAGUACAAGCUGCUGUCCCAGACCGGCCCGGUCCACGCCCCCGUCUUCGUCAUGACCGUGGAGGUCAACGGGCAGCUCUUCGAGGGGUCGGGCCCCACCAAGAAAAAGGCCAAGCUCAACGCGGCGGAGAAAGCCCUCCGUUCCUUCGUUCAGUUCCCCAACGCCUCCGAGGCCCACCUGGCCAUGGGCCGCACGCUCACCGUCAACACCGACUUCACGUCCGACCAGGCCGACUUCCCCGACAUGCUCUUCAACGGCUUCGAGACGCCGGCGCCGCCCGAAGACUCCUUUUACCUCGGCUCCAACAGCAACGGCUCCCUAAACCCGCUGGGAGAGUACCCCAUAACGCCCGCCCCGGGGAACAACAGCCUGAUUCAGGCUCCGCUGGCCCCGCCCGCCACCUUCAACUCCUCCGCCAGCGGGAAGAACCCGGUCAUGAUCCUGAACGAGCUUCGGCCGGGCCUGAAGUACGAGUUCGUGUCCGAGAGCGGAGAGAGCCACGCCAAGAACUUUGUCAUGUCCGUGACGGUGGACGCGCAGACGUUCGAGGGGUCGGGGCGGAAUAAGAAGCUGGCCAAGGCGCGGGCCGCGCAGGCGGCUCUGUCUGCGCUCUUCAACAUGCAGCUGGAUCAGACGCCGUCACGGCAACCCAUCCCCAGAGAGGGUCUCCAACUGCACCUCCCGCAGGUUCUCGCGGACGCUGUCUCCCGUCUGGUGGUGGAUAAGUUCAGUGAGCUAACGGACAACUUCACGUCACCUCACGCCCGGAGGAAAGUGCUCGCUGGGGUCGUCAUGACAACGGGCACCGACGUCAAAGAGGCGCAGGUCAUCUGCGUCUCCACGGGAACCAAGUGCAUAAACGGGGAGUACAUGAGCGACCGCGGCCUGGCGCUUAACGACUGCCACGCCGAGAUCAUCGCCCGACGCUCGCUCAUCAGAUACCUGUACCUGCAGCUGGAGUACUUCCUCAGCAACAACAAAGAGGAGCAUCAGAGGUCCAUUUUUACACGGUGUGAGAAACACGGUUACCGGCUCAAAGACAACGUUCAGUUUCACCUGUACAUCAGCACCUCGCCCUGCGGAGACGCCCGCAUCUUCUCUCCGCACGAGGCCGGCGUGGAGGAUCAGGGAGACAGGCAUCCGAACAGGAAGGCCAGGGGCCAGCUGCGUACCAAGAUCGAGUCAGGCGAGGGCACCAUCCCAGUUCGCUCCAGUAACACCAUUCAGACGUGGGACGGAGUCCUACAGGGGGAGAGACUCCUCACCAUGUCCUGCAGCGACAAGAUCGCCAGGUGGAAUGUGGUGGGGAUUCAGGGUUCUCUGAUGAGUUACUUCACAGAGCCCAUCUACUUCUCCAGCAUCAUCCUGGGUAGUCUGUACCACGCGGACCACCUGUCCCGGGCCAUGUACCAGCGCAUCGCAGACAUCCAGGACCUGCCUCAGCCUUUCACCCUCAACCGGCCCCUGCUCAGCGGCAUCAGCAACGCGGAGGCACGGCAACCAGGGAAAGCUCCGAACUUCAGCGUGAACUGGACCGUCGGCGACCAGUCCCUGGAAGUCAUUAACGCCACCACAGGCAAAGACGACAUGGGCCGACCGUCACGCCUGUGCAAGCAUGCGCUCUACAGCCGCUGGGUCCGUCUGCACUUAAAGCUGUCCUCCACUCUGCGGAUCAAAGUAGCAAAGCCCAGUUCGUACCACGAAGCCAAACAGGCGGCAGUGGAGUACCACUCUGCCAAGCAGACACUCAUCAAGGCUUUCCACAAAGCAGGCCUGGGCGCAUGGGUGAAGAAACCGAUAGAGCAGGACCAGUUCUCUCUCAGCUCCUGAGGACGGGAAGCAGGAGCGAGAGAGAGACGAGACGAACGCAACCAGCUGACGAUGCUUAACUUGACUGACACGAGUGUGUGUCUCUGUGUGUCUUCAGAUGUGUGU
Chanos chanos (milkfish) is the source of this 2355-nucleotide messenger RNA. RefSeq names its product adenosine deaminase RNA specific B1b (gene adarb1b). NCBI's taxonomy places the organism in Eukaryota, Metazoa, Chordata, Actinopteri, Gonorynchiformes, Chanidae. Bases 1 to 2250 code for a protein of 749 amino acids. Gene Ontology annotation, molecular function: tRNA-specific adenosine deaminase activity; adenosine deaminase activity; double-stranded RNA adenosine deaminase activity. Gene Ontology annotation, cellular component: cytoplasm; nucleolus. The transcript has 10 exons. The record is from RefSeq and is a predicted model, not a curated record. Gene Ontology annotation, biological process: adenosine to inosine editing; RNA processing.